UAUUGCCGCGCCUUCCCAGCUUGGAGUGGCAACGACAGUGCAGCCUCCGAGCGUUGUGUCAUCGUCUCACUUUGCAUGCGAUUUUUCUCUUGACACAAAAAACUGGCAUGCAGACGCUUGAGGCACUGCCGAAGAUCCAACAAGUCUCGCGCUCGUAUUCGAAACAGCAUUGUUCGGAUGAAGCAGAUCCCACGUUCUGCUCGAAACACACUGGCAAAGGGGAGUUUCCGUCUCCGUUGAUCAGUAAACGGAUCACAAACAGGGAGUCCACUCUCUCGGCGAGACUGCAGCGGGACAACGACAGCAUGCAGCGAUCAUCGAUUUGCGGCUUUGCGGCUUCGGCAAUCUGCAACGGAGCAAAACAACGUAUACACGAUAUGUAUUUUUUGUGUUCUUCAUAUAAUAUGCUUCGUGACGGAACUCUCGCAAAGGCGCUAUGAAGCCUUCAAAGGCUGUAGGGACAUUGAGAGUGCGGCGAUCCAGCUGGGCGACUUUUCACUAUUCGGGACCAGCUUCGUCGAAAUUCAGUACCCCACUCCUUGUUCGUGAGAGAAGCGCACCUGUUUCGAUUGUGGUUGCUGCGAAGUUUUCUCUCUCCUUGUAGUUCGUCGCUUCGCUCCUCGGCCUUGCUGCCUUUCCUCCCGCUCCUCUUGUCUCCUGUCUCCGUCUCCGUGUCGCCGUGUCUCAGUAUUUCCCUUUCCGGUUCCACAUCCGUCUUUGGCUUUCGUCCGCACUCGUCCAGUUCCCCGUCCCCUCUCUGAGGAUGCUUUUAUCAGAUUUUCAUGUAGCGUCUCGUUCCCUCGAGUUUUCUUUUCCCGCUCGUCCCGUUCUGCGUUUCUCCCUGCUCCAAAAUGAAUCUCCUUCCCUCGAGCAUCGAAGAAUUCCGCAAGCGCUCCUAUUGGAACGCUUUUUUCCGGUCCCGUGGUGACCGAGCCUUCGAGUGGUACGGCAGCUACUCCGAAUAUAAGGCGAUCCUUGACUCCCUCGACCUGCGUGUUCCAGCGGGAGCGCGAAAGGAGCGGACCCGCGAGGCGACAGAGAGAGAGCACGGUCUUCGCGAAGGUUCAGCCGAGGCUGUGCCCACCCGUCUAGAGAAGCAGAAAGAGGAGAACGGAGAGCGAAGCGCAGCCGGUGAUGGUGACAAGAACAGAGGGUCGAGGAUUCUCCACGUCGGGUGUGGAAACUCGGAGCUGGCGGCUGAGCUGGUGGAAGACGGAUACACUUCAGUUGUCAACGUCGACUUCUCACCUGUUGUCAUUUCGAACAUGCGUCGCCGGUUUCGCCACCUCCGCUCUGCGCUUGAGUGGGAGUGUUUAGACGUUCGAAACGGCGCGCUCGUGAAGCAGUUUGGAUCUGAUUCUUUCGAUGUCGUGCUGGACAAGGGAUUUCUCGACGCCUACAUUUCUCGCGAUCCGGAACACUGUGCGGCUGCUUCUGAAGGAGGGGCGAACGGGAGGGGGAACUGCCAGUUGAGCGAGACGAACGUGAAGUCGAGCAACGCGUGGGACUACAGAGAGGAAGCUCAGGUGUAUCUCCACUCUGUGUUGAACGUGCUGAAGCCCGGAGGCGUUUACAUUCUCAUCACUCUCGCACAAGAUUACCUAGCCAAGGAACUGGUUCGGAGCUUGCACGCAGCUCCACUGGCACACGUCAAGAUUUACCCUCUCUCUCACAAGUCGUCUGUUUCUUCUUCUUCUCCCCUUCCGUAUCUUUUCGCGUUCACGAAAUCGUUGUCAGCCGCCCCUGUCGAGGGAUCAGCGUUGCAGCCGGUCAAAGGAAAACCUCCGCUAGCGUGCACCAUCGUUGCCGACCAGAGUCUCGGCUCGGCGAACGAGACAUUCGCUAUUUGGGAAUUGCCGAAGCGCGUUGUCGCCAUCAACAAGUGGAGGUUUUUCCAGUCUGCAAUUCACCACCGCCAGCCCGGGUCGCGUAGCACGGUGUCUGUACACCGGCAGAAGGCUGGGGACGACAGCGCCGCGUACUCGAUCGCCGUCUACGACCGCGUUUUUGAGGAGACCUGCGACGAGAAGAAAAAAAAGAAAGAUGCAAGAAAGACAGACAAGAAGCGCUCUUCACACAAAACUGCUGCGCUGCUUGUCCCUCUUGGACAGGAGUGUUCGUGGCUCUACGCAACUCCUGAGGGAAAUCAAGAGCUGGCAUGUCAAGCCGGUGUCUCCCGCCUGCUGGUCGUCACUGCCGGGGUCGACCAGUUCCAUGCAACUUCGGCUGGUCGAGAAGGACCGAGCGUAGGAGGGCAGAAGGCGUCUGUGUUUGAUGCCAUGAAGGAGGAACUUGCGCCAUACCUCGCGGAUCUCGCCCUGCCCGGAGGUGGCGAGAUUCCCGUCUUGGUCGUGAGCGAAGAGACGUCGGUGCAUGCAGAGCUCGCUUGCGUGCGGUCGCCUCUUGCUGGCUGGAUCACCGUUCGCGACGUCGAAUGCGAAGCGGAAAGUGACGGAAAACGGGGGGCGAAAACCGACGAAGAGACCUACGUUUGCCGGCAAAUGAUCUUCUCCUGCAACCCGCAAGCAGUCCAAUCUGAGGUCAAGAUUCGACUGCCCGCGGCGAAGAGCGAAGGCUCUCGGCCUCCAGAAUUCCUCUUUUGCCAGUCGACCUGCGCAUACCAUCUUGCCAUCGCGGCAGCUUUCGCGCUUUUGCCGGAGGAGACUCUCAGCCGGGACGCGCCGCAGAAGCCGACCCUCGUUGCGUCGCUGCUCGGCCUCGGCGGUGGUGUCUUGGCGCAGCUGCUCGUCUGUCUGUUCGGCGCCUCCUUCGAGUUGCACCUGGCGUGUGUCGACCUGGACCCGGUGGUGCUUCAACUCGCGACGCAAUUUUUCGCGUUCCACGAAGCGCCACCAACUCUCACGGCGACCGUGGACGACGCGCUCGCUUUCGUCGAGCGCCUGCCGGCGCACUCUCAAGACGUCUUGGUCGUCGACAUCAACAAUUCGGCUUCUUCGUCUGCCCUGACCUGCCCCUCGGAGGCGAUGCUGCAGGCGAACGUCCUCGAGUGCAUGAGGACCAAGCUGAGGCCUGGCGGGAUCCUUCUAUUCAACCUGCUCUCCAGAUGUCCUCAAAGCAAACGAGAAAUCAUCGGGCGCCUCACGAGCAUCUUCUCUUUUGUCUCAGCCUUCUCGAUGCCAGCGGACGUUAAUGAACUGAUCGUUUGUGGAACUGCGCCUCCCUCGCACGUCACCACACCGGCCGAUCUUCAAGCUCGUCUCGACGCCCUGUUUUCAGCAGUGGGAGAAGACUUGUCGAAAGUCGGAGCCGACGACGCCCGCAUGCUUGCGGCGGAGAAGUCAACUUGGCGGGGCUGGAGUCAAAGGUGGAGGAUUCUCGAGAACUCGAAGAGAGAAGACACAGACAUGUCAAGUACCUAACUCCGCGAAGACUGCAGAGACAAAGCGUGAAGAGCUCUCACCGUUCCUGACAAGGCAGAGACGCCAGAGACAAACACUGGGAGGAGCCGAGAGAGCCAGAAAGCAGAAAACGUUCUUUCUCCGCUCUUGACAAGCAGGCCAAGGCGAGAAACCACCCGCAAGAAGUGCAGCGAUGAUGCAGUGAAGAGCCAGCGUUUCCCCGUCUUCUUCGUUAUUUGUUUUCUUCCUUUUCUCCUCAGGAGGCGCACCCGGUCGCUGGCGUUGCACCGGAGCCCGGGAGGUAGAGGGGUGGAAAGGCAGAACGCCGAGAUCUGGAGGAGCUGCGACUUGUCAGAGUUUUUCCAUUUCUAUUUCGCGUCCAAGUCUCGGAUUUCAGAGGUCUGUGCAGAGACGUUUGUGCGUUUCUAUGCGUGUUUCUCGGAGUGUAUUGUCCGGGAGGAAAACUUGAAAAACUGAGUUCCACCCCAUUGUCUAGGCAUUCAAGAACCGAGCAUCAAACAGCACGAGGCGAAAGGAAUGGAAACGUACUCUCCGGAGUCGUUAGAUGCAGCAAAUCCGUUUCCGAUUACCACACCGGACAGUCAUUAACUGAGGUGAAAAGGACGUAAGACUAUCGAAUAUAACGGUGCGUCAUAUUCAGAAUCCUAGGCACGGCGAUAUCUGUUUGUUCAGUUGCGCAACCUGAAUUCUUCCAUUUGUUCUUUUGAAUAGCAUGAGAAUUGCGUACACGUGAGAUGACAAGAAGCAGCCCGAGAGGGAGACGAAUAGAAACCCGCGAGUCGUUGUUGCAAUAAAAAACCAAUUUAGACAACGUCUUUCCGACACGUGGAAGAUGAGAAGGGAAAACUGGAAAGAAUGCCUGCAUCAGAAAAAAGCAUCCAUGGCUCUCGGUGCAGACAUGCGGGUCUUCGCCAGGUGGAAACGCCUCACGUUGCGCGAGAGACACUUGGGGACUGAGACAAGCUCGCUUUCCUGGUCAACAGACAGUGCCCUGCAGAUACACUGCAGCGCCGACCACGAGAGCCAUGCAACUCCAACGUCCGACAGCAGUGAUGGAAUUCGAGGAACGCGGAUGUCCGAAAACGAUGAACCUCGCGCACACCUGUUUCCUGAGCAUGACUGACUUCCAAAAUAUGGCUCUUGUUGUUGGGCGCAGGUCUCUAAAAAGACCUAUUGAAACCCGCCACUUUUGGCUUUAUUGAGCAGACUGUUUGCAAGCCUGGUGACCCCUGUUACAGUUCCCGUUGAGAAGAGCCUCUCUCGAUGAGGCGGGCAGGUCUGCCACGUAGUCAAAUAUCCUGAGAUGUUCAUGUUUCUCUCUUCUUCCUCACGCAAUUCUUUCCUCCUGUUUCGUCUCUUUUCGUCGCAUCGGCUGGCCCUCAACCCUCAGCAAAUUCACCUGCCGACCGCCUCUUCCCGUCUACUUCUCAGAGGCGGUCGUGCCCAGACCCUAACGUCGCUCCUCUUUGAAAUCUAUCCCCAAAGGAAAUAUACAUUUUGAGAAGAUAUAAC
Molecule: messenger RNA, 4892 nt
Organism: Toxoplasma gondii ME49
Lineage: Eukaryota; Apicomplexa; Conoidasida; Eucoccidiorida; Sarcocystidae
Exons: 14
Coding region: 852-3380 (842 amino acids)
Source: RefSeq, a predicted model, not a curated record